AUGAGCUACAUGCCGUCAGAUGACGAGGUAAAUACGGACGUACAAAGUUUGCAGUUGCAAGCAACUGGCCGAGGUCUUGUUUUGUCUCAUAAUGCUCAUGCUACAUCUCAAGUUUCGGAUAUUGACGUUGAAUGCGGUACAGUAGCAUCAUUAAAAGACCCUGUCCUCCAAAGGGGAGUCGAGGAUAUUGAGUACAUGCUCACGAAGUCCAUUCACUGUGAUUUGUUUCUUGAAGAUGAUUGCCAGUUUUCAACGGGUUCGCACUUAAAACUACUGUCCCAAAUUGAGCCACCUUUUGCGGACGCUGAACGCACUCAUUUUAUUAUUUCACCUGCUGGGAAACCUAUCUUCGAAUCCCAUAGCGAAGAAGAGAGCAGGUAUGUCAUUUCGGGAGCCUUACAAGCUAUUGUAUCUUCGUUCGAUUGCUGGAACGAGGAAUUGCACUCAUUCACCAGCAACGAACAGCGCAUUACCGUGAUGAAACGUGACCCUCUGUUCUUUGUAUGCAUUGAAACGAAAGCACGACUCUCACAGCGAAUGAUUACUCAUGAGUUGUCAUUUCUCUACUCUCAUCUUUCUUCUAUUUUGUUGGCAAAGUCUAUUGAACAUGCAUUUACGCAGAGACCUGGAUAUGAUUUACAGCGAGCAUUGGGCAAUGCGACGGUUUUCCUUUCUGCCGCAGCUGAAGAUGUACAUUGCUUUGAUCCUUCUAGUAUCCUGACUGCGGUUCCCUGCUUGCCCGUACCCCAUUCAUUUCGAGAACGAUUGGCUGCUCUGCUUUUAAAAACGAAAUCCGACGAAUUAUUAUUUGCUAUGAUAGCAAUCAAUGGGAAAAUAAUAUCUGCUAUUCGUCCUAAAUCUUAUGCAUGGCAUCCGGCUGAUGUUUGCCUUCUUCUUUCUGCUGUAUAUCACACUACUGCAUUUAAAGAUUCUGCAGAACACUGGCUACCGAUUUGUUUACCACACUUUUGUAAAACUGGUUACGCAUAUGCAUACGUUCACUACCUUGAUGAUUCAAUUUCACUUGUACUUACAAGCACAGAUCCAACUGCUUUUUUCGAAUUGCAACAAAUGAAAAUGAAAAUGCUGAAGGAGCUAAAUUUGGAAAAGGAAAUAUACCAAAAACUUCAUGAAUAUGAGUCACUUAGCUCUUCACUUACUUGUCACGUCGGAUUUCCGGUAAUUCUACACUUUGCAGUUUAUUCAAAGGAACUAUCUCAGCUUUAUUUCCCGGGAUAUGUUUGUGAACAUGUUACUCAGGAGGCUCGAAGAUUGUACGCAAUAUAUGCUGAGCUUUAUGACCGUUCCAUGGAUCAACAACAGCCUUUUCUUCUACUAAUGGAUGAAACAACCCCAAUCAUCAAAAUUACAUGGUCUACAGCAACAAUGCAGUUUUUUUGCAUUGCUAAUUCUAUCUCAGACCGUGGACUUAUCUUUGCUACGAUGCGACGAAUAUACAAAUGGGUAAAACUGAAAAAGAAAGAUAUUUUCCUUGUCGAAUCCCCCACAUUCUAA
This is a messenger RNA of Schizosaccharomyces japonicus yFS275, 1515 nucleotides long. RefSeq names its product autophagy associated protein Aut12. The transcript is spliced from 2 exons. Bases 1 to 1515 code for a protein of 504 amino acids. Gene Ontology annotation, cellular component: multivesicular body membrane; vacuolar membrane. Gene Ontology annotation, biological process: vesicle-mediated transport; protein targeting to vacuole; autophagy. Lineage: Eukaryota; Fungi; Ascomycota; Schizosaccharomycetes; Schizosaccharomycetales; Schizosaccharomycetaceae. The record is from RefSeq and is a predicted model, not a curated record.